This is a messenger RNA of Spea bombifrons (plains spadefoot toad), 1860 nucleotides long. It is a transcript of the gene PCYT1A, whose product is annotated as phosphate cytidylyltransferase 1A, choline. The transcript is spliced from 9 exons. The coding region runs from base 109 to 1284 and encodes 391 amino acids. Gene Ontology annotation, cellular component: endoplasmic reticulum. Gene Ontology annotation, molecular function: choline-phosphate cytidylyltransferase activity; phosphatidylcholine binding. The record is from RefSeq and is a predicted model, not a curated record. NCBI's taxonomy places the organism in Eukaryota, Metazoa, Chordata, Amphibia, Anura, Pelobatidae. Gene Ontology annotation, biological process: CDP-choline pathway.
UCUUUGGACCUGCGGCAGACACUGUAGCUGUAGAGCUGACUGAUCAAAGUGCACUUAUUUUAAAUCACAUACAAGUCUCAUAUAAGCUGGAGUCAGCCUGCCGGGAGAAUGGAUUUCGCAGCAUUCUUUACUAGGAGAACAGUACAGUCUUCCCCAAGACUCUCCCACAAUAUUGCACUAAUGGAGGCUCAUACCACUCCCAAACCGCACUCUCGGAAGAGAAGAAAAGAUGCCACAGGACCCAACGGGACAGCAGAUGAGGAUUCCGUGCCUACAAAAAUGCCCCGCCAAACGCAGGGUGUUUCUCAGCCUGCACCUUUUUCUGAUGAGUUGGAGAUUGACCUCAGUAAGCUGUAUCAUAGAGUAACCAUGGAAGAAGCAAAGAGAGGAACACCACCUGACAGGCCAGUGAGAGUUUACGCUGAUGGGAUCUUCGACCUGUUCCACUCCGGACAUGCCCGGGCUUUAAUGCAAGCAAAGAACCUUUUUCCUAACACAUACCUGAUUGUAGGAGUUUGCAGUGAUGAACUAACGCACAACCUGAAGGGAUUCACAGUGAUGAACGAGGCAGAGCGAUAUGAUGCGGUCCAGCACUGCCGCUAUGUGGAUGAGGUUGUGAGGAACGCACCAUGGACACUCUCCCCAAAAUUCUUAGACGAGCACAGGAUUGACUUUGUUGCGCAUGAUGAUAUUCCUUAUUCAUCUGCUGGCAGUGAUGAUGUCUACAAGCACAUAAAAGAGGCAGGAAUGUUUGCACCCACCCAACGCACUGAAGGAAUUUCUACAUCGGACAUUAUAACCAGAAUUGUACGAGAUUAUGACGUUUAUGUCCGCCGUAAUCUGCAGCGAGGGUACACCGCCAAGGAGCUCAAUGUCAGCUUCAUCAAUGAAAAGCGUUUCAACCUGCAGGAGCGAGUGGACAAGGUAAAGAAGAAGGUAAAGGACGUAGAGGAGAAAUCAAAGGAGUUUGUGCAAAAAGUGGAGGAGAAAAGUAUAGACCUUAUCCAGAAGUGGGAAGAGAAGUCACGAGAGUUCAUCGGAAACUUCCUGGAGAUGUUUGGCCCGGAGGGAGCUUUGAAACACAUGUUGAAAGAAGGCAAGGGCAGAAUGCUCCAGGCCAUUAGCCCAAAGCAGAGUCCAAGCAGUAGUCCUACGCGUGAACGUUCACCCUCCCCAUCCUUCCGUUGGCCCUUCUCCGCUAAGAAUUCUCCACCUGCUUCUCCUGGGAGACGUUCACGUGCCAUAACCGGUGCCUAUGACAUCAGUGAAGAUGAAGAAGACUAGGAGACCUUCUUAACCAUUUUCUCUCCGUUUUAGAUGCUGAUUCCAUGUUCAUGAGAUCUAAGAAAACAGCCACAUGGUUAUGAAAACUGCAUUCAGUCUAAACUCCAGGCAUCAAAAAUCUUGAGCAGGAGUGUACUUACUACAAAUGUCCUCAGUAUAUAUUUUCUGCAUCUUUUAAAAGACAUUGCUCCCUUUUUAACAAACUUUUUGUGCUCAAAACAAUAAUUCUGUCAGAUUUAAUUAUGUUUAAUGGAGAAGUUUUAUCAGACAAGGCCAACCUUGCCUCAUGUUUGUAACGGUUGUCCUCUGCUAUUAAGCCACUUCCUUGCACAUUUCUUCAGCUGUGAGUCCCCUCUUCGAAGGGCAGUAGAGCGUUCUCUUCAAGAAGGGAGAGUUCUAGAACUGGAGGUUAUCCAGAGAGGUUUUUUGAACUUGUCUAGGCUGGAGGCAUUGAUUUAAGUCCACCACUGAACAGAGAUUAUGGGGGUAGUGACCAGCGGAAGAAUUUAACUGUAUUUAAUUAACCCCUUUGGAGUCUAGCCAUUACUCAUUAAAAGUGCCUGUUGUCAUAAGUUA